Molecule: messenger RNA, 1683 nt
Organism: Humulus lupulus (European hop)
Lineage: Eukaryota; Viridiplantae; Streptophyta; Magnoliopsida; Rosales; Cannabaceae
Product: putative cyclin-D6-1
Exons: 6
Coding region: 304-1248 (314 amino acids)
Biological process (GO): mitotic cell cycle phase transition; regulation of cyclin-dependent protein serine/threonine kinase activity
Cellular component (GO): nucleus; cyclin-dependent protein kinase holoenzyme complex; cytoplasm
Molecular function (GO): cyclin-dependent protein serine/threonine kinase regulator activity
Source: RefSeq, a predicted model, not a curated record
GGUUCCAUCUGAUCAUCCCCACACACUCCUUUUUUCCCUCUCUUUAGUACUCCUAUAGACUAGUCUUCUACUAUAAUGUCAAUGCAAACAGACUCUAUAAAGAGAGAGAUGAUAAGAGAGAACAGCGAAGGAGUGAAGUUCAAGUCUUCUUCCAAACCUCAAACACCUUUUUCUUUAUACCAUAAAAUCAACAAACCUCUGACCUUUUCUCUAAUCUUAUCUCUUUGCAUCUUCUUCUUUUUCUCAACAAUGUCUUCUGGUUUCUAUCCUCAACGACCCUGAAAAGCCACCAUUGACGAGUCCAUGGAGUUCGACCUUGAAAACCCUUUUACAGAUUCCCAAGACCUCAACUCUGACUCGGUCGCUUCUCUGUUUCUCACCGAGUCUGAUCACAUGCCAUCUCAGAGUUACUUCUCGAGUCUUCAGGCUGGAGAUUUGGACAUACUUGUUAGACGAGAAGUUAUUGCUUCAAUCUCACAGUUCUCCUGUAACUUCGAUCCUCUCUUAUCAUACCUCGCAGUUAAUUAUCUCGAUCGGUUCCUAUCUUGCCAUUUAAUGCUGCAACCAAAGCAAUGGAUUAUAAAGCUGCUUGCAAUCUCUUGUGUUUCUUUAGCUGCAAAAAUGAUGAAGAAAACAGAGUUUCCAAUCACUGAUUUUCAGGGUGAUGGUGGUAUCAUUUUUGACACAAGAACAAUAGGAAGAAUGGAGACCCUUAUUUUGGGAGCUCUCAAAUGGAGAAUGCGUUCAAUCACUCCCUUCUCUUUUAUGCCCCUUUUCAUUUCUCUUUUCAAACUUCAAGACCCACCACUAACUCAAGCUCUCAAGGCUAGAGCUGUUCAAAUUAUCUUCAAAGCUCAAAAAGAUAUUAACUUAUUGGUUUACAACCCAUCAGUAGUCUCUGCAUCGGCUCUACUCUCUGCCUCGCACGAGCUUUUCCCUCUGCAAUUUCCAUGCUUUCAAAAUGCACUUUCCAACUGUUCAUAUUUAAACAAAGACAACUUGCUCCACUGUUACAAUGCUUUACAAGCCGUGGUGUUAGAGGAGUACGAGUCAGUGUCCGAGGCAAUUUCAAGCACGGUCACGCCGGUCAAUGUGCUUGACCAGAUUUUUUCAAGCUCAGAGAGUGGAAAUACCAAUGGAAAAUCCACUGUGACCACUCUACGAUUAGAGAGAGACAUUAAGAGAAGGAAAAUCAGUCAUUAUUGCCACAAGCAAACGGUUCAUGUUUCUCAGAUUCGCCAGUUCUGAUAAGACUACUGAUUUCACAGCUUAUCUUUUGGUUCAUUUGAGAGUGUGACACCCCCUACAGCUAUUGCUACUGUCUUUUUAAGCUAUAAGCUUUUAAAGCUCGAACUGCCACCAAUGUAGCCCAAAAAAAGAAAAAGAAAAAGAAAAAGAAAAAUAUUAAAUUUGAAAGAAAAAAAAUGGAAGAAGAUAGAAAAAAAAAAAAAGGCAAUAGGGUGAACUACUGAGAAGCCUGAUCUAAUAUGAGAGGUUGAUAUCAUGAUGGACCAAGUCACUGUUGCAUGGUCUCAGUACGGCUUAUUACAGUUCAUUAGCCAGAAAAACAAGUAAAAAUAUUAGCCCCAAAAAGAAAAAGAAUGAAUUUUUUUGUUUCUUUUGUUUAGGAACCAAACAACGACAAAACACAACUUUGAAUUUGUAGGGUUGAUUUCUCUGUUU